UGUGGAUGUAUAUGUGAGUGUCUAUUUUCAUCUGAAUGAGGUAGAAGGAGAGGAAGGGGUUUCUGCGCUUCCCUUUCCAAUAGAGGGGGAGAUAGGAAGAGAGAGGGGGAGAGAGAGAGAGACACACACAGAGACACAGAGAGAGAGAGAGAAAAGUUUGGUCUUGUUCUCCCUUUCACUCUUUUUUUUAGGCAUGAACACUGAGACUUGCGUUUCAUACAGCGAUAUGACAUCCAUGGAUUCAUAUUAUAGCUCCUCUGCUGCGCAAGGUAGGGAUCACCAGACGGACCACUUUAGGACAUUCCCAGCUACUGAUACCAAAUACAGCCCCGCUGCCUUCCUGCCCAACAAAGGUCAGGGUUACGGAGAAAAGUCCAGGAGCCCCUUCCAACAGGAGUGCCAGUCAUUGGAUGCCGCCGCAGCUGGGCAAGGCACUUUCAGCAAAUACCACCUCUUCAUGCAGAGGUCUUCUUGCAAAACACCCCCCGAGGAGGACAAACUGCACCAGGAGAGGGGACACAACGGAGCGCUCAUCUCUUGCUACGGUAAAGACAGUUCUGGUCUGGCAGAUUCUGACUUGGCCCCAGACUCCGACCCACCUGGAAUGGACACCAGAUACCUAGCUGUGAAGGAUCAGGGCGUCAAGGUGGCCCCUGAUAGGACGCCAGGCACUGACUUAGCGAGCCCUCUGGAAAAGGCUGAUGGUGGCGAAAGCAACAAAGGCAAAAAGAGGCGCAACCGCACGACCUUUACGAGCUACCAGCUGGAAGAACUAGAGAAGGUUUUCCAGAAGACACAUUAUCCUGAUGUUUAUGCUCGAGAGCAGCUCGCGCUCAGGACGGACCUGACUGAAGCCCGCGUGCAGGUGUGGUUCCAGAACAGGAGAGCGAAAUGGCGAAAGAGGGAACGCUUUGGCCAGAUGCAGCAAGUCCGAACACACUUCUCCACAGCUUACGAGCUGCCUCUCCUGACUCGUCCUGAAAACUAUGCUCAGAUCCAGAACCCUUCCUGGAUCGGCGGCAGCAGCGCUGCGUCUCCCGUGCCGGGCUGCGUUGUGCCCUGCGACACGGUGACUCCAUGCAUGACACCUCACCCCCACUCUGCCAGCGGGGUGUCUGAUUUUCUGGGAGUACCGAGUCCCGGAGGUCACGUGGGGCAGGCUCACAUGGGCAGCCUGUUUGGAGGAUCUCCUGGCAUGGCUGGAGGCAUCAACACUUACGAUCUCAACAUGGACCCCGACCGCAAGUCCUCCAGCAUCGCCGCUUUGCGCAUGAAAGCCAAAGAGCACAGUGCAGCCAUAUCUUGGGCCACAUGAUGUGUUGACACAUGCUGGAUGACGGGGGACCUUGCUGACCCCUGAAAAGUCUAAACAAUCCCAGAACGGAGUAAGAGGUGGCACUAAAAUCAAGGCAACAGUGGCUACCUUCAAAAAUGCUGCAAUCAAAUUAUGUGGGGAAAAAAAGAGAGAUAAAGAUUUGGCAAAAUCGGCAGUGCCAUGUUUUUGGUGGCACAGCAGUGAGUGCUGUGGAAGCCCAGUGAGAAGGUGAAGGUGUGCUGUAUAACAGGAGUUGCAGUGUAGUGCUAAAGAUAGGCAAAUAUAUAUAUAUAUAUAUAUAUAUAUAAAAAAGAUGCUAGAAAAAGUUCAAUUAAUCCAAAAAAAGAAGAAAAAAAAAUCCAUGCACUUAUUUGCUAACACAGACACAAUUCUAUUUGUACAGAGCUUUUGGUAUCUUUGUUUUGGUGCUGUUUUUAUUCUAAUCUUGUUAUUUAAAAUGUCACCUUUUUUCCCUUUUUUGCGUCAUUUAAUUUGAAGUUUUGAUUCCACAGCUAGUUUAAAAAGCAUUCUGAAAAACACCCUUUAAAAAACCUCCAUACAUUUUACUCUUUUCAGCAUUAACUUAAGUCAUGCCGGUGCUGAGAUGACCAUCAAUACAAGCGUCACAGUAACCAAGUCUGGGUAUGUUUUCCAGUGACUGAAAACAUAGACAGGGCUCUUCCCUCUAACAUUACAAAGUAAAACAGAUGAAAAGUGGUUCUCUUGAGUAUGGCCAAGGGUAAAAGAUCCACCUGCUGCACAAACCCAGCCUGCUGAUGCCCAGAGAGGAGGAGGAAAUGGUGUAUGGGAGUACGAGAGGGGCACAGCAGGCCUGCUGCUCUCAGGGUUGAAGAGCCUGGGAGCGCCAGCCUCCAAACAGAUGCAGCUCUGUUUUCAGGAGAAAGACUCCAAGUGGACAUGACUGUGCCCCAUGCAUUUCUAGUCUCACAGGUCUCAGAAAGAGAAGUGCCUACCAGUCAGCCAGACUGCCAGAAAUAACACAGGAACCAGCAGAAGCCUCUUUUGAAACAGAGCGGGCUACUGGGGAUAACACCGUGUGUUGACGCUCUUAAGCACUGAAUGGAUGUCAGUAUUCAGCAGCCUUUUCUGGACUUUAACAAGCCUGCAUUUGGCUUUCAGUGCAGCGCUGGCAUACAUGUCAUUGUUACUCUUCCUCUUCUUUUUUUUUUAACCAUCAUCAAAUCUUUCAAAGUACUCCAUCACCCUGAUUAAUGCACAGUGAAACAUAAAACAAACUAAAUGGCAGAAAAUCCACUGGUGCUUCGAUGAUCAGUCCACCAUCUACAGCAAGGUGACUGAUGGGAAUGAGGUUAAAACUGGCUGAAAGUUCUCUACAGCAGAACAAGGCAGGAUAAUUGUGUCCAUCACAAAGUUGUGGCAUGGAGACGAGGAUUAAAGCUACAAAACUUUGGUCCUAGCUUCAUCUGUUUUUUUCCCCCGUCAGAUACCAACAUGACAGGUCCAUGUCUUCCCUCUGCUUUCGUCUAGUUUACUUCUAUCAGGACUUAAGCACUAUUCCCUGUGUCUGUGUCCUUUGCCCCCACGAAAAGAAGUGUAAGAUAGAGGUUGACCCAGCCAGAUACCUCAUACCUUUCCGGGGAUAUCAUUCAAAUUUUUAAGCAUAUUUAAAAAGCAAACUUCCAUUUUUCCCUGGUAACAGCAUCUUGCAGUGACAGAAAUAGCCAAUGAGCUUUUCAAGUGCAGCAAGAUGAGGUAAUACAUGGCUUCCUUUGUUUGCAAAGCCUGAUUUAGGCCUGAAGCAUAACAAAGGGUUUCAUGGUCUCAGAAAGCAAACCCGAUACCUUGUGGUACCACCUCGAGGCAGAGCAACCAUUGCUAAUUCCCUAAACUAAACCACAUUCCCUCUCCUCCUGGGUAGGUAGGUAAGAGAGGUGAGGUGCAGGCUACAACCUGUCAGCAGAGCAGAUCGCUCUCAAGUUGUCCAAAUCACCUCCAGUUUCACUCCUCUGUCCAAAUGCGAGGCAUGUGCAUGCACAGAGGACAUAUCCCAGAAGUGAGAGGGUAUCCUUGCGAAUCUGAACAUGGGGCCCCCUGUGCUCUAGCCUAGGGGUUGGACGGAGGGCGAGCUGUGAGGGCGUCUGCUGUGUUCCGGUGUUCUGGGAAAAGGACAGUGCACACAGCUGCGCUCAGGGGGUAAAUGCAAAACAAACAUGCCUCACACAUGCUUCCCCCUCAGCUGUCAUGGCUCUGCUUUCAAAGAUCUACUCCCCCCUCCCCAAUCACACAAAUUGCACUGCGCCUCUCCUUUCGCUCACUCCCACUACGUCCACCAGCCCCAAGCCGCAGCCCCUCAUCGCAGGGUCUGAGGCACAGCCACACAGGCAACCGAGGAAGGCUUUUUAAUUAACACUGAGCCAUGUGGAGGCUAUGGACUGCAGUAUUGUGUGUCAGGAUGGACAGGACUGUCUGUCUUCUAGUUGGUCUAGCUGGACGCAGACAUACUGGCAAUGAGACGCUCAGGUUUACCGUUUUCUGUGCAUUUAUGAGAAUCUCCAGUGAGGUCUUUAACAUAUGGAAACCAAAGAUGGACUGUUUUUACCCCUUUAAGUAAUUUCCUACACUUACACAAAGCCUGUUAAUGCAAGAUUCAGCUUUAUAUUAAAAAAAAUCUCUCUUGUAUGCUGCACAACUCCAGCCUUGAGUGAUAACAUCCCCCCUUCUCAUUUUUCUAAUACUACUGAAGUCAGGUAAUCAGUAUAGGAGUAAAUAUAUGAUAAAUGCGUGCUGUUGUGUGCAUGUACAGAGUUGUGCGUGCAGCUUGAAGUGUCAUAAGACUCGUAAACAUUUUACUAAUUUGAUGCUGUUUUAUUUUGUGGGACAAUUUAUAAAUAUUUGAGUGUAAAACUUUUCUUAAACUUGGCGAUGAUCUGUUUGUAUUCCUUGUGUUUGUGGACAUUGUUUUCUCAUCAUGUUAUUCUUUAAUUUCCCCCUCCUACCAAGUUUGUGUGGCUUUAAGCUGUCUUUGGAAACGAGAGUAUGAAUUUACUCAUGCUUGUGUGAUUAAAAUACCAUAAGUUAUUGUACUUUGA
Molecule: messenger RNA, 4386 nt
Organism: Neolamprologus brichardi
Lineage: Eukaryota; Metazoa; Chordata; Actinopteri; Cichliformes; Cichlidae
Gene: alx4a
Product: ALX homeobox 4a
Biological process (GO): regulation of transcription by RNA polymerase II
Molecular function (GO): RNA polymerase II transcription regulatory region sequence-specific DNA binding; DNA-binding transcription activator activity, RNA polymerase II-specific
Source: RefSeq, a predicted model, not a curated record